Medicago truncatula (barrel medic) is the source of this 2779-nucleotide messenger RNA. RefSeq names its product F-box protein CPR1. Gene Ontology annotation, molecular function: protein binding. The record is from RefSeq and is a predicted model, not a curated record. Lineage: Eukaryota; Viridiplantae; Streptophyta; Magnoliopsida; Fabales; Fabaceae. The transcript is spliced from 2 exons. The coding region runs from base 251 to 1480 and encodes 409 amino acids.
AAUUUAAACGAAAUUUAAUGCACUUAGGGUAGUGGAAACAACAAUAAUGUACAGUGAUAAAUGAAUGUGAAGGGGCGAAAAUUUAACCAAGAUGAAACCACUUCUUCCUUUGAACCUCUUCUUCUUUUAUGUUGUCAUCUAAAAAGAGAGAUGCAAGAGAGGAACAACACUAAUGGUGUGAACCCUAGUACCAUUCAGGUUGUAGAAAGAAAGAAACGAUAAACCCUAUAAACUUCCUUCCUUCCUUCCAAUGGCGUCCGAUCUUCCGCCGGACAUACUUGCCGAAAUCUUCUCCUGCUUACCAGUUAAAUCACUACUCCGAUUCCGAUCAACUUCUAAAUCACUUCGAUCCCUAAUAGAUUCUCACAAAUUCAUCAACCUUCACCUCAAAAGUUCCCUCAACUUCAAACUCAUCCUCCGUCACAAGACCAAUCUCUACCAACUCGAUUUCCCUAACCUAACCAAAUCCAUAAUACCGCUCAACCAUCCUUUCACCACCAACAUCGAUCCUUUCACGCUUAACAGCAUCAAGGCUCUUAUUGGUUCAUGUAACGGCCUCCUCGCCAUCUACAAUGGCCCAAUUGCUUUUACGCAUCCAAACGACGCAACUGAAAUCACAAUCUGGAACACUAACACCCGUAAACAUUGGAUUAUCCCUUUUCUCCCUCUUCCUAUCCCUAACAUUGUGGAGUCUGAAAACAUUGAACGCGGCGGUGUAUGCAUUCACGGCUUCGGUUUUGAUCCUUUAACCGGCGAUUACAAACUCCUCCGAAUCUCUUGGCUAGUAUCUCUACAAAACUCUUUUUAUCAUUCACAUGCCAGACUCUUCAGCUCCAAAACAAACUCGUGGAAAAUAAUUCCUAUUAUGCCCUACACUGUUUACUAUGCUCAAGCCAUGGGGGUUUUUGUUGAGAAUUCUAUUCACUGGAUAAUGGAAAAGAAUCUUGAUGGGUCAGACCUUUGUUUAAUUGUCGCGUUUAACCUAACACUAGAGGUUUUCAAAGAGGUUCCUCUUCCUGCUGUUAUAAGAGGUGAGGAGGUAAAUAAUAAUCAGAGUUUUGACCUUGAGGUUGCUGUUUUAGGAGGUUGUCUUAGUAUGAUUGUGAAUUAUCAAACUACUAAAAUUGACGUUUGGGUGAUGAAAGAAUAUGGUUCUAGAGAUAGUUGGUGUAAAAUUUUUACUUUGGUUAAAUCACGGUUCACUUUACGUUUGAAAUCUUUGAGGCCUUUAGGUUAUUCUAGUGAUGGUAGUAAGGUUCUAUUAGAAAUAGAUUGUAAGAAGCUGGUUUGGUAUGAUUUGAAGAGUGAGCAAGUUAUUUAUGUUGAAGGAAUUCCUAAUUUGGAUGAAGCUAUGAUUUGUGUUGAAAGUCUUGUGCCACCUUCCUUCCCUGUUGAUAAUUCUAGUAAGAAGGAGAAUCGUUUAAGCAAGAGCAAGAGAAGGGACGACUUCUUGUCCGGAGGAUUUAAAUUGAGAUUGUAAGGGAUGGAAGGAAGGACCUGUGAUGUGCAGCUGAAACAUGAUGCUCAAGUAGUUUCUUGUGAUGGAAUUAGUCAUCUUGUGGGAAAUGUUGAAUUGAUAAUUCAUGGAGCUGCACACAUUUUUAUAUCUCAUUUUGAAUUGUAAGUCUGAGAUCACAUUAGUGUGUGAAGAAUUUGAUUAUGAAUCCUCUCUCCCUCUGGCCUUUCUAAAAGGAUUAUUUGCUUUUAUAUUCUACUUCUAGUACUGUUGAAAAAAUAUGGAAUAGUCCAUAUUUCCCCUUAUGAUAUUUGUAAUUGAAACUCUCUGUAGUUAAAUUCAAAGACCUCACUCCUAAUUUCCUUUAUCUCUGAAUUCCAAACUCUUACAACAUGUUUAGCAUUAACUCUACUUUAGCAUUAACUGUAAUGGGUUAUAGGUGUGACCAUGAGGUGGUCAUUUAUUGACGUAUAAGUUUGAGGUCAUAACUCCAUUCAAAAUCUAGGCUUUUCUUAUUAUAGAAUAUAUCAUUGGUUAAUAAUAAUGGUUCUGUAUAUCUUCUGAUGCUUCCUAGUGGAGUUUAUGUGUAAGAACUAAGAAUAAGUGUUUGAUGUAUUUAGUCAAGAAUUUAGACUAAACACAUCAACUUUUACCAACUUUUGGUUAUAUUUGUGACUGGAGUAAUAUGUUAGAAUUUGGAAAUAUUUAAGGAACUGCCAGUUGGCUUAUCAUGUCAAUCCAUUAGUAGAUUGAAAGUGCAACUAGGGAAUGAAUCAUCAGAGAAUGUGAGCAAAGAGAAGAAUCUGAGCACAGAAAAAUCACAUGUAUAUAAGAGAUUUGAAUAAAAAUGGAUAUGAACAUUUAAAUGAACAGAACCUGCAUAAAAUUCCCAACUCAUAGAUAUUCCAGCUUGAAGAAUAAGAAUAUAAAGUUACAGAAGUAACAGAAAACAGAAUUAUAAAUUUGAUUGAGUGAUGAAAUAAAAAAGUACUAUCUCCGUCCCUAAUUAUGGACUAUUCCACAAGUUUCAGUUACAAAUAUCAUAAGGCAAAAUAUGGACUAUUCCAGAUCCAUAUUUUCUCAAAGAUUAAAGCAGAAGAUCCUUUUAGAAAGGCCAGAGGGAGAGAGGAUUCAUCAUCAAACUCUUUAUACCCUAAUGUGAUCUCAGAGAUACAAUUCAAAAACUCAAACACUCAAACUAUAUUUCUAGGUAAUUAUCGGCUAAUCCAUACCCAAUCUGAAACAUAUACAUAAAUUUCAAACUAAGAAUUACCUAUUAAGGUUCUUUCAAAUUGAUUUCAGCAGAGAUGUUUCGUUGUGUGA